This is a messenger RNA of Dama dama (fallow deer), 1275 nucleotides long. RefSeq names its product bone morphogenetic protein 10 (gene BMP10). The transcript is spliced from 2 exons. The record is from RefSeq and is a predicted model, not a curated record. NCBI's taxonomy places the organism in Eukaryota, Metazoa, Chordata, Mammalia, Artiodactyla, Cervidae. Gene Ontology annotation, molecular function: growth factor activity; cytokine activity. Bases 1 to 1275 code for a protein of 424 amino acids. Gene Ontology annotation, cellular component: extracellular region. Gene Ontology annotation, biological process: SMAD protein signal transduction; BMP signaling pathway.
AUGGGUUCCGUGGUCCUGCAGCUGUGCACUCUCUCAUGCCUGCUGGUUCACUCGGUUUCUGGCAACCCUAUCAUGAGUCUGGAGCAGUCGCCCCUGGAAGAAGACAUGCCCCUCUUCGAUGAUGUCUUCUCAGAGCAAGAUGGUGUAGACUUCAACACACUGCUACAGAGCAUGAAGAAUGAGUUUCUCAAGACAUUGAACCUGUCUGACAUCCCCACGCAGGACUCGGCCAAGGUUGACCCACCAGAGUACAUGCUGGAGCUCUACAACAAAUUCGCGACAGAUCGCACCUCCAUGCCGUCUGCCAACAUCAUCAGGAGUUUCAAGAAUGAAGAUCUGUUUUCCCAACCAGCCAGUUUUAACGGACUCCGAAAAUACCCUCUCCUCUUCAAUGUAUCCAUCCCUCACCAUGAAGACAUCAUCAUGGCUGAGCUCAGGUUGUACACCCUGGUGCAAAGAGACCGCCUGAUAUAUGAAGGAGUGGACCGGAAAAUCACCAUUUUUGAAGUACUUGAGAGCAAAGAGGACCAUGAAGGGGAAAGAAGCAUGCUGGUAUUGGUGUCAGGGGAGAUCUAUGGAACCAACAGUGAGUGGGAGACUUUUGAUGUCACUGAUGCCAUCAAGCAUUGGCAAAAGUCAGGCUUGUCCACCCACCAGCUGGAGGUCCACAUUGAGAGCAAACACGAAACAGAGGACACACUUGGCAGGGGACACCUGGAAAUAGACACCAGUGCCCGGAAUAAGCACGAUCCUUUGCUUGUUGUGUUUUCCGAGGACCAAAGCAGUGAGAAGGAGCGGAAAGAGGAACUGGAUGAAAUGAUCGCCCACGAGCAAUUCCCAGAGAUGGACAAUCUGGAUUUGGACGGUUAUUCCAAUGGACCUGGGGAAGAGGCUUUGCUGCAGAUGAGGUCGAAUAUCAUCUAUGACUCCACCGCCCGCAUCAGAAGGAAUGCAAAAGGAAACUACUGCAAGAGGACCCCGCUCUACAUCGACUUCAAGGAGAUUGGCUGGGACUCUUGGAUCAUCGCUCCGCCUGGAUAUGAAGCCUAUGAAUGUCGCGGUGUUUGCAACUACCCCCUGGCAGAGCAUCUCACCCCCACAAAGCAUGCGAUUAUCCAGGCCUUGGUCCACCUCAAGAAUUCCCAGAAGGCUUCCAAAGCCUGCUGUGUGCCCACCAAGCUUGAGCCCAUCUCCAUCCUCUAUUUAGAUAAGGGCGUCGUCACCUACAAGUUUAAAUAUGAGGGCAUGGCUGUCUCUGAAUGUGGCUGUAGAUAG